AUGGAUAUCGACAACCUAUACCCAAAGGUCGUCGCUGAGGACGCUGGCGGCACAGACCCAUCCAGCACUAGAACAAAUGGCGCUCGCAAGAGUGAUGGAGGGCAGGACGACGGCGACAGAACCUCAGCUGAUGCGCCUCGCCAGGCCGCCCAGACGCUGCUCCCCCUCCUGCUCACGACGCCGCCCUACAUACCCAGCAGCCUCAAGUCAAAGGAUGUGAACCGUCGCCACAACAUCCUCAACCUCACGCCCGAAAACGCAGACGAGUACCUUGUGACGAGCUAUGCCUCCCACCCAGAGGGCACAUCCGCGCAUGUCGUCGAGCUCCUCGGCGAGCUGCGCGCACAGGUGGAGCAGCUCCACGGCAUCUAUGCCGCCGGCGACUCGGACGCAGUCGUGGGCACGGCAGGCUACAAAAACGUCGGUUUUGGCGAAGUCGUCGCUGCUGUCCCCCUGGGCGACGUCAAGCAGGCGUCAGCCCCGCUCCUCACAGUCCUCCUCAAGGUCGAAGGGUCGGGCGACAAGAGCAGCAGCUUCAAGUUUGACAAUCUUCUCCCUCACGGUGCAGCUACAGGGCCCUGGAAAAAUCGUCUGGCCGAUGUCGUCGGUACGGAGCCGUCGACUUCUCCUGGUGACAACCAGGACGAGAGGCCGGCAAGCCGGACCCGCUCCGACUCGCAGCUUACCAGCUUCUCGUCGUCGACUGCCCCUCGCUCGAUCCGGACCACCAACUCAUUUCAGACGGCCUUGAGCGGCGAUAAUUCGCCCAGUGUGACCGCCUCUGGCUUUCGCUCCGCGGAAGGAUCUCGAUCGCCGUCUGUGCGGCAUCCGACAGCCCAAGCAGAAGCCAAUGAUGGCCAGCAGAUCGACGCCGAAUACAUCACCGACCCCGCCGAGUUCUGGGGUGGCUUCGGUGAUGACGACGAGGCUGACAAAGAAGACGGUCAGGAGAAGAACAAAGAUGACGGAGUCGAGGGCGCAGUCGAUGAAGAAGCUGCUGAAAGGGCAAAGGAAGACGCUUAUUGGGCGAUGUACGAGACGCAGGACGAGGAGACCCGCGACGAGCCGUACCAGUUCCAGUUUGCGCGCAGUGACCGCAUAGACGACGACGCCGACCAUCACAAUCUCGACAAGCUUCAAGACAUGCAAGAGCAGCACUGGAUCGCGUCGGCGACGGCCGACGACGGUGCAGACUCGUUCAUCGAGACCACGACGAUCAAGCCUCGCGCUCAGCCUGCACCCUUGGUGCUCCCCGAUGAUGCCGAGACCUCCAAUGGCGACGAUUGCACGGAGGAAGGCACGGUGCGAAGCAGGGGCCCACCCUCGCCGCGGUCAGAUGAGACCGAUAGUGGCAUCUCAGACACCGGCGACCGUGUAGGUGAUACCGACGACACGACUGCGUCGAAGAGGAAGAAGCUGUCCAGCAUCGGUGCAGCUAUGACGAUGUCGCAGAAUGCGGCGGCCGCAUCGAUGAUCGACGUAGCCACCGCAAACGCGGGCAUGAUGUUGGAGAAUGGCCAUGAGGACACGUCCAAGAUUGACGAUGGGCUGAGCGAGAAUGAUGAGCCGAAGCUAGCUCAGAAGGGCAAAGGGAGAGAUGGUAACGAGCUUGGAGACAUCGGCCUGUCUGGCUCUCGAACUCAACAAGACCAAGGGCCUCGACACGGGCGUGCAGGGAGCGUCAGCAUGUACUCGACCAGCGGCCAAUCCUAUUUCGAAACGCCGGCUGACAUGGACCUGAAGGACCUCGAAGACUUCUACCGGAAUCGCGACCUGCAGCGCUCGCUCGAGCAGCGGGAGCGCAUCCAACGAGCGUCGUAUCCGGAGCUCUUUGUAGACUACAAGACAAAAGAAAACGCCAUCGGGCUUCCAGGGCUCGAGAUCGCAAACCAAGCGAAGAAUGCGGGCGACUUGAGCACAGGUCAACAGGAUCCAAUCACCGCCCUGGCGUUUGCCGAACCUGCUGUCGCCGUUGCGGGGAGCCAUGCGCAGAAGCAGUCGAGACGGCCCCUCGUGCCGCGACAUGCCUCGAUGGACACGCUGCGCAAACUCGUCGAGCAGAGCGCCACCGGCAGCGACGCAGACGCAACGCCAGAGAUGCUCAGGAGGCGCCAAGCCGCCCAAGGUAUCAGCGCGUCCAAGCCGUCGGAGGAGGGCAGCAAGGCCGGCAAGCACAACAACUUUCUCCAUCUUGCGCCUAGCGUCAUCUCCGACUCGGACGUGGGCGACGAGAUGGAGACGAGAAGCAUGUCGCUCAAUGUCCCGCCCAGUGUCGCCGAAGAGCUGGAGGAGGAGGAAGACAUUGGGAUGGACGAGCAGGGACAGAAGCAAGAUGAGCCAGGCGACGAUGGACAGCACGACGAAGGCUACGGUUUCGACGACGGCAAGAGCGUCAUUGGGAACGAAGCCGUCGAUCAGGCUGAUAGACCCAGUCUGCUGCGACGUAGACUGGACUCGAGGCCGAGCGAGCCCGGAAGCGCCAAUGGGCUCCUGCGUGGUCAGACAGACCUCGACGAGUUCAUGUUCCCCGGCCUCAUCAAGCCGUCAAAGCGUCCCGCACUCGACUCUCCCCACGCAAGCGAGAGUGACCCCCUGGUCAAGGAAGUGGCCGAGAGCUUCCGGACGAACAGUCACGGUCGUAUCCUUGCUGGCGACCAAGCGAGAAAUGCACGCGGAGAGAUCAGCUCGGUAGCUCCCAGCGACACGUUCUUGCCCGGAGCCGCGAGCGAUGCUUCGAUGAUGCCUCUGACGGGAAGCUUGACCGGGAAUUCGAGCCUGCAGCGUCGGGGCAGCGACGGCGGCUCGAGCGUCGUCCACCUCAGAGAUGGCGAGUCCAUCGCAGUGGGCGAUCGAGCGUCCGAGAUUCGAUCCACUGAUACGGAUCUGGGCCUGGGUGACGAGGACAAGGGUGCUGCGUGGCCAACGUCGACGAGACCCACCAUCAGAGCCGGGCUGCAGGAGGGUCGGUGGCCAAAGGGGGCUGGGCCUGGGCCUGGAUCACUGGAGCCACCGCGCGAGCAGCAGGGGCCACGGCAGCUUCGUGCUUCGCCUAGCGCUGUCCACACGGCGCAUCUGAUGCAGGAGCACCUCAAGCAACAGCGCCAGCAGGCCCUGCAGGUGCAGCGCGAACGCAUUCAGGCGCAACGCAACGAGAAGAAGGGUCCCAAGGAGCGUGAGGCGUCGUACGACGACAGGCUGCACGGUCAGGAUCCAGAUGGCAUCUCUCAGUCGAUCCCCACCGAGGCAGAGGGCGAAGAGGAGGAGGCGCAGAGGCGAAAGUCACACAUGGCUCUAAGCCUCGCUCAUGGAGAGAUGAAUGGCCAAGAGGACCGUGCUAUGGGAAACGAAGCCGAGAGGUCGUCGGAUCAGAAUUGGUCAGCGGAACAUACGCCAACGAGAUCCUCCCAAACUAACGGCCGAGUGAUUGAGGAGGACCGGGACGCAGACCAGACCAGGGAGGCAGCUGACGAUGGUACAGACGUAUUCGAGGGAGAGAGCAGAGCCGAGGUGGCAAGUCUUGCAGAGGAUGCCGUGCGGAGGCAAGAAGACCUCGAAUUGCAGGAACCCUUACCUCUCCUGGAAGGCCAAGAACCUGCCGAUGCAGUUGCCGAAGGAGCAGACUUCAGAGAGAUCACUCGGUCGUCUAGCAGUAGCGAGCUUACCAUCGACGAGUCUAGCGCCAUACUGCCAAAUGAGAGCAUGAGGCAGCCCGGUGAGGGCGCCUUUGACGUGAGCAACGCCCCGACGCACGCGCAAGCCGCUCGUUCACCGUCCAAGCGCGACAUGCAAUUGCCUUCCUUUAUAGGCACUGUCGCUGAAAAUCAAGACGAAGGAGAGCGCAGGAGAGAGAAUGAUCUUUCGGCUCUUGCUCAGCCUCAGCAGACUGCGCUCGAUAGACAGGCCAAAGGCAGGCCGUCGUCACGGCAGCAGCUACAAAUACCCAAGGCCCCGAAUGCUCAAGUGGGAAAUGCGGAGCUGGCACGCCGCCGUCGCGAGGCCAUGCGAGUGCUGCAGAGCCGCAACGAGGCGGCCAAGAGCAUCUUGAAGGGUGCUUACAGGCUCAUGGACGAGGUCGCAAUAGCGAUGUCAAUCGAUGCGCCCGCUGGGAGUGCAUCAGCCGACGCCGGCGGCUCCAGGGUGAGCGAGACGGAGUUCCUGAGGCUGGCCAGGGAGGCCUUUAGGGAGUGUCAAAACGCCGACGUGCGGUGA
Acaromyces ingoldii is the source of this 4209-nucleotide messenger RNA. RefSeq lists its product as hypothetical. The coding region runs from base 1 to 4209 and encodes 1402 amino acids. The record is from RefSeq and is a predicted model, not a curated record. The transcript has 2 exons. NCBI's taxonomy places the organism in Eukaryota, Fungi, Basidiomycota, Exobasidiomycetes, Exobasidiales, Cryptobasidiaceae.